AUGAUGUCAAAAAUAAUAAUAAUAUUUAUUUUUUUCUAUUCAACGGGAUUUUAUUUUGAUCGAAUAGCGGGAGAUCCCGGUCGAGAUUUAUGUAAAAUAUAUAAAGGAGGUUUAAAAUGUUCGAAAUUAUAUUCAAAUUUAUUUCCCUACGAUAUAUUUUUAUCGUUUAACGACGAUUUGGACGGUUACACAAACGAAAUGAAAUAUUUGGAAAUAGGAAAUAGUAACAUAACGAUACUUCAAUCGAGGUCAUUUCAAAGGACGCCAUAUUUAUCGCAAUUGUUGUUGAGUAACGUGAGUCUAACGGAAAUUGAACAAAACGCAUUCGAAGGAUUGAAAAAAUUAAAACUCGUCGAUAUAUCGCGUAACGAUUUGCGUAAAUUAUUCGUCGACACAUUCAAACACACGAAAUUAAAUAGAUUGAAUUUAGAAGGAAAUAAAAAUUUAGAAAUCCCCGAAAACGGUCCAUUUUUAAAUGCCAAAUUUUUAACAUCUCUCAGCUUAAAAAAUUGUAAUAUUCAGCAUUUUUCCGGAUCAACAUUUGGUCAAGUUCCAGAAUUAAUUCAUUUGGAUGUGAGCCACAAUCUUUUAAAAUCAUUACCCGAAGAGAUUUUCACACCUUUGAAACAUUUAACCAUUUUAGAUUUGUCCCAUAAUUUUUUUAUAAAUAUCGAUUUGAAAAUAUUCAAGGGGAUUCCCUCGUUUCCGACUCGUCCGACGUCACUACUCCUAUCGAAUAAUCCGUGGGAAUGCGAUUGCAAAUUAUCGGAAUUUUAUUUGUGGGCAAUGGAAAAUCCAAAAACGAAAAUUUGGACGGAUAAACCUAAUUUAAGCAGAAGUAAAAAAUUAGUCAUUUGUAACAAACCUAAUAACGUUUCUUGGAAUUCUGUCGAAAUGAGAAAAUUAAUGACGUCGUGUUAA
Messenger RNA from Pediculus humanus corporis (human body louse), 921 nucleotides. Its product is annotated as leucine-rich alpha-2-glycoprotein precursor, putative. The coding region runs from base 1 to 921 and encodes 306 amino acids. Gene Ontology annotation, molecular function: protein binding. Gene Ontology annotation, cellular component: extracellular matrix. The transcript has a single exon. Lineage: Eukaryota; Metazoa; Arthropoda; Insecta; Psocodea; Pediculidae. The record is from RefSeq and is a predicted model, not a curated record.